AUGGGGGCCAAGCCGGUGGAGAGGUACAAGGCUUUGUGCACCGUCGUCAUCGACACAGGGACGGGCCACACCAGGAGCGGGCUGGCCAGGGACCAGCAGCCGCAGUCCAUGGUGCCCAGCCAGGCAGGGAGCAGCCCGGUUCUCACCCACAGCAUGGUCACCGAGUGGGACGGGCUGGAAGAGCUGGGGCACCGCAUCCUCUACCGGGAGCUGGGCGUCUGCCCCGAGGAGGUGGUGGUGCUGGCCAUGGAUGCCCUGCUCUCCCCCACCACCAACCAGGAGAAGGCAGCUGAGCUGCUCUUCAAGGGCUUCGGCGUGCCGGCCAUGCUGGUGCUGCCCUGCUCCCUGCUUGCCGCCUACUCUUACGGCCGCACCGCCAGUGCAGUGGUGGGCUGCGGUGUUGGCAUCUCCUAUGUGGCGGGGGUGCAGGAGGGCUACACGCUGCCCCACACCACCUUCCGCCUGGACGCGGCCGGGGACGCCCUCACCCUCUACCUGGGCCGGCUGCUGGGGUCCCCAGGCAUCCACCCGGGCGCCGAAACCCUUGCGCUGCUUGAAGGAGACCUUCUGCCGCAUCCUGCCAGGGGCUGGGGGCCGGGGGGGGCCCUGCCCCUCACCCUGCCUGGUGCCUCGGGGCUGCUCCUGGGGGACGAGCGGUUCUGCUGCCCCGAGGCACUGCUGGCCCCCGAUGCCCCGGGGCUGCCGGGGCUGGGGCUGCUAGAGCAGGCAGCCCACAGCCUGCGCUGCUGCGGGGGGCCCCUGGCUGCCCCCCACCUGCUGCUGCCUGGGGGCACCACACUGCUGCACAGCUUCCCCUGGCGCCUGGCCGCUGAGCUGGGGGUUCCCCCCCGAAGCCGUGCCCCACCGCCACGCAGCCGCCUGGCUGGGCACCUCACUGGCCGCCUCCCUCGACGCCUUCCAGGGUGCAUGGGUGCCAUGGGACACCUACGGGGAGGGCGGCCCCACCGCCGUGCGCCCCCACUGUUGCUGACCCCAAUAAAGGGCUGGGGGGGGGCGAUCUGA
Messenger RNA from Gavia stellata (red-throated loon), 1023 nucleotides. Its product is annotated as actin-like. The coding region runs from base 1 to 1023 and encodes 340 amino acids. Lineage: Eukaryota; Metazoa; Chordata; Aves; Gaviiformes; Gaviidae. The transcript has a single exon. The record is from RefSeq and is a predicted model, not a curated record.